Pyricularia oryzae 70-15 is the source of this 444-nucleotide messenger RNA. RefSeq names its product endoribonuclease L-PSP. The record is from RefSeq and is a predicted model, not a curated record. Gene Ontology annotation, molecular function: deaminase activity. The transcript has 3 exons. The coding region runs from base 1 to 444 and encodes 147 amino acids. NCBI's taxonomy places the organism in Eukaryota, Fungi, Ascomycota, Sordariomycetes, Magnaporthales, Pyriculariaceae. Gene Ontology annotation, cellular component: mitochondrion; cytosol.
AUGCUCGGAACCGCCAUGAUCAAGACGGCAGCGCUGCUGCUCGCCGCUAGCGCAUCCGUUUUUGCUGCCCCGGCUAGACCAGUCAUCACGCACCUCGGAAGCCAGGGCCCGAUAUUGUCCGGUGGUGUCAUGACCAGGGACCUCGUCUACACGAGCGGCACCACCCCGUCCAUCAACGGCACGAUUCCUGAGGGCAUCAGUGCACAGACUGCCAACGUCAUCAACAACAUCGCCGCGGUCCUCAAGGAGGCAGGCACGUCAUGGGAGUACGCUCUCAAGACCACCGUCUUCCUGGCCAACAUGGACGACUACGCGGCCAUGAACGCCGUGUACGGCGAAUUGCUGCCCAACCCCAAGCCGGCGCGGACCACCAUCCAGGCUGGAAAGCUGCCUGGAAAUUUCCUGGUGGAGAUUGAGGCCGUGGUGGCGAGGCCGCACUGUUGA